AUGGCCCGUUACAGGCUUCACGUCCUUCCCCCCUCCCCCCUCCUCUUCCUCAUCGUACUUCUCCUUUCCUCACUCUCACUCUCGCCUAUCAAUUUGCCCCCACUCGCCUCUUCCCCGCUUCUUGUCGCCGCCGCCUUUUCUUCCGCCAAUGACUGCCUCCCCGGCGCCUCCGCCCUGUGCCAGCGCGCCGACGACCCCGCGCUCUGCCUCUCCGCCAUCUGCCGCCAUCACCGCGCAUCUUCCGCAGCUCGCGGCCGCGAUCUGGCGGAACAGUCGAGCGCCCGACGACCGUCGUCGCAAGCGUCGCAAUCGUCGCAUUCGCAGGACCUGCUGACGUCGAUGACGGUGGACGUGGCGCUCGGGGAAGUGAGCUUGCUGCGGGACCGCGCGGAGCAACUGUCGCGGAGCAGCGGCGAGGACCCUCCCAGCGCGAGAGAGAGCCGCGUCGCCAGAGACUGCUUGGAACAGCUCGACCGCGCCGCGGCGUAUCUCCGUCGCGCCUCGGCGUCUCUCAAGAACGGCGCGGAACCCGAGGGCCAGGCGUAUUGGAUCGGCGCGGCGCUCACGCUCACCUCGCACUGCUCCACCAACAUGGCCGCCGCCAGCGCCGCCGUCGCAGAAAACUCCGGGGAUGGCGGAGCGGCGGAGGCGCGCACGCAGGGGGAGGGGGAGGCGGGAGAACACGCAAGUUCCGCGGAGGUAGCGGACGUAAGUUCCUCGGAUGGCACGGGGGGAAUGCACGUGGCGCGCUUCAAGACGCGGGAGGAGGUCAUGCGGAACGCGCGCAGUCGGGACGGCGGACGAGUGGGCGAACGACCGGCAGGCGACACGACCAGUGGCAGCUUGGCAACCACGCAAAUCAUUGGCAGCAACGGCUGGAGCGGCGGCAGCAAGCGGAAGAACAACGACAUAGGCCCAGCCAGCGGCGGAGAGAAGAAAACGACGGGCGCAAAGAGCGGCGGAAAGAAUGGCGCAAAGAGCGGCGGAAAGAAUGGCGCAAAGAGCGGCGGAAAGAAGGGCGCAAAGAAGGGCGCGAAUAGCGCCGCGGCCGUGUGGAACGGCCUGGUGUCGAGAGUGCGGCAUCGCGGCGGCAAAAGCGGCGGCGGCGGCAGCAAUCAGCCUCUGGUGGAGCUGGACACGCCCCUUAUCGGGCACGUGCGCAUGGCGGAAGGCGGAACAGAGCCGGCGGCGGGGGGCGCAGCGGAAGGGGCGCUGGCGCACGGUAAAGAGGUGGCGCUGACGGCUAUAGCGCUAGGCGCGCGGGAUGGCGAGCGGGAUUUUGCUGGGGACGGAGAGGGCGACGCGGAAGAGGGCGGAAACGGAGGCGGCGGCAGCGGCGGCGGCGGGGGGGGUGGAGGUGAGGUGGAAAGCCCGUCGAAGCUCAAAGCAGGUCCCACCCUUCGCUACAUCUCAAACGCGCUCGCAAUAGUCACGUCGCUGAGAGACGAGGACGCGGACGGAGCGGAGCGGCCAGGGAACCCCAUGCACGCGCGGCGCAAGGGACUGCAGGUUGACGGGCGGCGGAAACUAUCCCAGCGCCAAGCGCGGAAGGCACAGGAGGCGCGAGAAGCGCGGGAGCUGUAUCGUGCCAUACGUCACACUUAUCCUACCCCCUUUCCCUCCUCCUCCUCCUCCUCUUCCUCCUCGUCUUGGCUCUCAAGCCGCCGGUCCCGCAGGCUGACGUCAUCGGCUGCGGCAAAAUCGGCGGCGCGGCCGACGUGGGUGCGCGAGUCGGAGUACGGGGAGCUGCGGGAGCUGCAGCGCUUCAUGCGCGUCCACUACGCGCGCGCGGAGGAGCUCUUGGCAGGAAACCUAACGGCUCUCUGGGAGGCGAACCGCGGGAGGCGGCUCGCGGCCGUGGGCGCGAAGUUGCCAAAAUUAAAGCCGGAUUUUAUCGUGUCCAAGACCGGGAAACCCGGGCAUUGCAGGACGGUGCAGGAAGCUGCGACGAAGCUCAUCGCGGCGUACAAGCCACCGCCGACGCGCUUCGUGGUGUACAUCAUGAAAGGGACGUACGCGGAAAAGGUCCUGCUGAACAAAAACGGCGUGAUUUUUCUAGGCGAAGGCGCGAAGGACACGGUGAUCACGUACGGCGCGAGCGUGAGCAAGGGGUACACGGCGUUCGACUCGGCGAGCGUGGGAGUGAACGCGGACGGGUUCACCGCCAUGGGCCUCACGGUGGUGAACAACGCGGGGUCCGCGGCGGGGCAGGCCAUCGCGCUGCGCACGGAGGGGGAUAAGUCGGCCUUCUACGAAUGCGUGUUCCUGGGCCAUCAGGUGCGCCGCGCGCUGAACCGCGCUGCGGUUGGGUGGUGUAGGAAUGGGUCUAGGUGCUAUGUGCACAGUUGUCUCAUCAUCCUUCUCUCACUCCCUCUUCUUUUUCUCCUCUUCUUUUCACCCUGCUUCCCCGCCGUACCAACCCCACUCACCACCCCUCCCCCUCUCUCCCCACCCGUUCCAUUCCCCCUGUCCCACGACACACUAGCACCCGAUGUGGGGCGGCAGUCCUUCCGCAACUGCACCGCGCGCGGCUAUCACGACGUCUCAAACCUCUUCCCCGCUCACCACACCCCUCCACCCCACCCCCGCCUCGCCCCUCCCCAGGACACGCUAGCGCCCGACGUGGGGCGGCAGUACUUCCGCAACUGCACCGUCCGCGGCACGAUCGACUUUGUCUUCGGCGUCGCAGCAGCCGUGUUCGAGGACUGCACGUUCAUAGUGCGGCGCAGCCCUCCGGGAUACUCCAGCACGGUGGCGGCGCAGGGGCGCGUCACGCUCAAAGACCCCUCCGCGUUUGUGUUCCUGCGCGGGAAGGUCGUGGGGGAGAGCGCGGGGCAGUACGGGUACCUGGCGCGGCCCUGGUGGCCCUACUCGCGCACCAUCUUCAUCCACACUUAUCUCUCGCCGGUGAGCUUGCUGCGCUGCCUUUGCCUGGCGGAACACCCCCUUUUCCUCCCCCGUCUCCGCCUUUUCACCCCCCUCCCACUGCUUGGCGCUUUCCAUUGCUGGCUACUCAACUCUCCUCUGUCUCCCAGGCUGCUCAACUCCCUUUAUCUCGCCAUCCUCCGUCCCCUCUCCCCCUCCUCCUCCCCCCCCCCCUCCCCUCAGGUGGUGGUCCCAGCAGGCUGGUUGGAGUGGUCAGAUGCCACCACCAAGACCAUCUGGGGCGGCAGGCCCUACUUUGCAGAGCUUGAAACUGCCAGAUCUUUUCAUCACUGGAUGUUCAUUGCCCCCCCUACCCCUCUCCCCCCCCCUCCCCCCCGCCCCCCUCAGGUGGUGGUCACAGCAGGCUGGUUGGAGUGGUCAGAUGCCACCACCAAGACCAUCUGGGGCGGCAGGCCCUACUUUGCAGAGUACGACACGACAGGGCCGGGGGCUAAGGGACGGAGAGUGGCGUGGGCGAGACCGGGCAAGCUGAGUGAGAACCAGGCGGAGGGGUUCAUGCCGAGCAAACUGCUGCAGCUGCGGACGUGGGUUGGAGAGACCAAGAUUCCAUACAGCCCGUGA
Molecule: messenger RNA, 3507 nt
Organism: Closterium sp. Naga37s-1
Lineage: Eukaryota; Viridiplantae; Streptophyta; Zygnematophyceae; Desmidiales; Closteriaceae
Source: the annotation of a GenBank genome assembly